AUGGUCAGCCCAGCUUGUGUAAAGGUGCCGAGAAAAAGCAUCGUUUCUGAAGCUACUCGGGAGCGCGAGACGUUCAGAUAUGACGACUCGCUUUUCACCAAUAUUCGCUUCAACGAUACUGGAUUGCCUGUUCCGAGCAAUGAACUCUCCACAUGUCCAGAUGUCAUAUUGACGGCUCUGGCUCGACUAGCGGCUUCUCAGACUGGUGCAACGCGCUCAAUGAUCUCAUUAUUUGACCAGACUCACCAGUAUAUCAUCGCGGAAGCUUCAUCGAUAACCCCACUGAUUCCAAGCUUGGGGCAGCAUGGUCACCAGGAAACUCUUUGGCAUUGUGGAACUGCAAUCCCGCGAUCACAUAGUGCUUGUGAAAGCACAUUAUGUUCUGACGAAACUCAAUCAGAUGCAUCUGGAAUCAAGGUCAACCACGAAUUGCCCGUCAUUGUAGUUGACGAUGUUACCCUCGAUCCCGAGUACUCAACUAAGCCGUACUGUCGACCUGGAGGCGCCGCAAGGUUCUACGCUGCAGUGCCAAUUCGCACAGAUCGAGGUGUCAACAUUGGAGUUAUCUGCGUAAUUCACACCGAACCUUCAUUGCCAUGGGAGGAUCGGCAUUCAAGACUCAUGAGGGAGCUUUCGAGGGCAGUGACUGAACAUCUCGAGACUAUCAGCCUGAAAAGCCACCAACGAAGAAGCGAAAGGAAGAGCUGGGGCUUGACCAGUUUUGUUGAAGGUAACACAGCACCGCUGAGCCAAGUCUCAUCUACCGGACGACAGUAUGCAGAGUAUGAGACAAGAAGUGAUGGCAUGGCCAGGUCUAGGAGGCCAAAGAUCGAUGAUUUGCAACAAGCUUUGGGAGGAAUGAGUGUUAGAAACUCAACAACCACAGCCGACUCCCGCAAGACGAACGCUCUUCACACUCAAGAGGUUGUUAUGUGCAAUACUCAGGCCAGAUCAAAAUUCGCUCCUGAUCCAAGCCAGGUCCUCGAAACUCCACGGCAGAUUUUCUCAAAAGCAGCUUCUAUUGUCAAAGAUUCUAUCGAGACUGAUGGUUGUUUGUUUCUCAAUGCAGAUAUGCUUGAAUUUUCAAAUGCAGGCUCUUCCACAGAAUGGAUAGAUGAAGAACUGGCCACUCGACGACCUUCAACCUUCAGCUACAAUGAGAGUGAGGAUGCUUACACAACUGGCUCUUCUGAUGACCGUCUACGGCCCUCUUGUCAAGCACUCGGCUCUUCUGAACAUGGGGCAGCUCAUGUUACACUUCCGCAAGCUCUUCUCGCCCGAAUGAUUCGACGGUAUCCCAAGGGCCAUGUCUUUAACUUCGAUGCCGAUGGAAAUCUACUCCAUGAAGAGCUACCUGGUGCUUCAACUGGCUAUCCUCUAAACAACAACGACUGGGGAAAUUUACAUAUCAGACAAGACCACAAACUCCGAGUUCAACAGAGAGAAGCAAGUAUUCUCCUCGAGACUUUCCCCGGUGCCCGAAGUGUCGCAUUCGUUCCUGUCUGGGACCUCAGGAAGAAGCGAUGGUCUGCUGGUGGCUUUAUACACACUUUCAAUAUCAAACGCACCUUCACGAUCGACCUGGACUUGAGUUAUCUCCGAGCACUUGGUAUGCUCGCAGCGGCCGAGGCUUUCAAGUUGGAGACCCUGGCUGCGGACAAAGCCAAGACUGAUGCGCUUGGUUCACUGUCUCAUGAGUUAAGAUCACCGCUUCAUGGCGCCGUUCUGAGCGUUGAGUUGCUUAACGAUACAGACCUUACCAUACCACAGCAAAAUAUCGUUCGCACCAUUGAGACAUGCUGCCGAACACUGUCAGAUACCAUCGACCAUUUGCUCGAAUAUUCCAAGGUUAACAAGGCUUUACCUCAAGAGGCGACCCGAGAGUACCAGGCAGAUGGCAGUGGCAUCAACAGGUCUUCAUCCGUUAGUAUAGCUUCGAAGCCAUCAAGAAAAGUUGUACAGCUCGAUGUUCUGGCUGAAGAGGUUCUCGAAAGCGUCUACGCCGGUUUCAACUUUCAGCAAGCCACACUUGCCCAAUCAUCAAGCCAAACGCCUCGACGACCUGGUCACACAUCUAUCCGCCGAAUGGACACCAUGCAAGCUAUGGAAGAGCUCCAAGCUCCACUGAAGAAGAAAGGAAAUCUUGGAACAAAGAUUGGAGACGUUGAAGUCUUCCUUGUCAUCGACUCACGACCAUCGUGGGGAUUCUACACCCAACCUGGACCUGUGCGUAGGAUUAUCAUGAACUUGUUCGGUAACUCGCUCAAGUACACGCAAUGCGGACUUAUCAAGGUUUCUUUGGAACAGACCAGCGCUUUUGGAUCCGAUGACAACGACUGCUGGGUAACUAUCAGGGUUUCGGAUACUGGAGUUGGUAUAAGCGAGGAAUUCUUACAAAACGGCUUGUUCAAACCAUUUUCACAGGAGAAUCAUCUAUCUCCUGGAACAGGGCUCGGACUUAGCUUCGUCAAGCAGAUAACUGCACAAUUCGGAGGCCACAUCUCAGUUGAUAGCCGAGUUGGCGUUGGAACCACAGUAACGGUGAGAUUACCGAUGAAGCUAGGAGAUGAUUGCCAUCACAACGUCUGUGAAGUUCGACAACGAGAAGAAGAGUUCGACGUGCAGACAGAAAAACUUCGAGGCCUUCGAGUGAAGUUGGUCGAUUUCAGCAAAAGCACAGUCACGGGAGGCGGUUCCACACAAAGAACGAUCGAGUCUCCUGACCAACUUGUGCAGGAUAUGUGCAAGGAAUGGUUGAAUAUGCAAGUCAACACCACCUUAGAGACACCAUGCUUCAUGCCAGAUCUAGCAAUUUGGUCGGAGGAAGGGUUUGAAAGACCUUGUGAUCCGCAGGAUUCAGUCCCAGAUGUUCCAAAUAUUGUGCUCUGUGCCAAUGCUGUUACUGCACAUCAGUAUGCCACUGGUACAAAGACAACACCACGCCCUGGAGUAUUCGAGUUCAUUUCACAACCACUCAGUCCCCGAAAGCUUGCCAAAGCAUGUUCACUAGCCUUGUAUCGCUGGACAGUCACGCAAACAUCCACCCGCUCUCCAACCACAACAUCAACAGAACCCGAGUCUCUCAGCAUUGCCACCAGCACCGCCCCUUCACUAACAAACCCAAGCUCUCCCUUCCCCGCAAGCGAAGACGAAACCUCCACACAACCAAAAGACUAUUUCAAGGCAUCCGAAUUCCUGCUCGUCGACGACAACUUCAUCAACCUCAAGAUCCUCUCCUCAUACAUGAAGAAGCUCAAACAACCAUACCAAACAGCUUCAGACGGGUUAGAAGCUGUCACAACGUAUGAAGCAGAUCCUGGCCGAUAUAGCUGUAUCUUGAUGGAUAUUUCGAUGCCAGUCAUGGAUGGGUUUGAAGCAACGAGGAGGAUUCGUGCUUUCGAGUCACAGCAGGGGUUGAGGCCUGCGUUGAUACUUGCUUUGACAGGGUUGGCUUCUGAAGAGGCGCAGAGGGAGGCUACUGUCAGUGGGUUAGAUUUGUUCUUGACGAAACCCGUGAGAUUGAAGGAGUUGGGACCCAUUUUGAGAGCAAAGGGGGUUUUGGAGGAGGUGUCGAACCUGGGCUGA
Molecule: messenger RNA, 3585 nt
Organism: Fusarium redolens
Lineage: Eukaryota; Fungi; Ascomycota; Sordariomycetes; Hypocreales; Nectriaceae
Exons: 3
Coding region: 1-3585 (1194 amino acids)
Biological process (GO): phosphorelay signal transduction system; protein autophosphorylation
Molecular function (GO): histidine phosphotransfer kinase activity; protein binding; phosphorelay sensor kinase activity
Source: RefSeq, a predicted model, not a curated record